CAAACCGUGGCCGCGGCCCACGUGGAGUUAAGUGCCCAAUCGGGAUUCUAGCUAGCCUUAUCUGUCAGCUCAUCCAGUAGCGUUGCUCCAAAACCCACGACAAGCCACAGAAUCCAGAUGCUGCCCCUCUAAGCUACUAAGAUGUGCGGAAGUAAGGUUGUAGAGGAGAGAUAAAAAGACAGCUUUCGCCCACUGUUGUUUGUUGUUCGGUUUGGGCUUCCAUCUUGUUUCCCGAGACGCAGUUUGAAGAGUCAAUCAAAUAUCCCUUUGAAUUUGUGCCUUCCCUGAGCAAAAGGUGCUUGGUGCCGUCGCUGUUCUUAUUCUAGGUCUACACAGCACACUGCAAACCCUGGUCUACUUCGUGACCUUGACCCUACCAAGAACCCGGAAUCGAUCAAUCCCACGCCUGCAUCUGCAGCACCAGAUCUUAAAGAUAUGGCCGCCUCAGCCACAAUUCCGAAACGAAUCUACAUAGGUACAUUCGUUCACAGCACAUCUCUCACGGACCUUGAUAUCUGCGAAAGCGGCGCCAUUGGUGUGAAUGAGAAUGGAGUCAUCGAAUUUGUCGACAGGGAGACCUCCUCGAUAACAGACCUUAAGUCCAAGCAUUCUUCCUACGAAGAUGCACAAAUCGUCAUCCCUACCAACAAGAAUGCCUUCUUCUUCCCCGGCUUCAUUGACACCCACACGCACGCUCCCCAGCACCCAAACACUGGUCUAUUUGGCAAGACUACUCUCCUCUCCUGGCUCGAAACAUACACAUUUCCCAUGGAAGCCAGUCUCUCUUCGCUUGAUAAGGCACGAACCGUCUACAGCAACUUCGUCUCCCGGACCUUGAGCCAUGGAACCACGACAGCUGCGUACUACGCCACUGUCCACGUGCCCGCGACCAAUCUCCUUGCCGACAUCUGCCUGAAAAGAGGGCAGAGAGCCCUGGUGGGACGCGUAUGCAUGAACACCAUGAGCCCGGAGUACUACCGUGAUGCCAGCGUUGAAGAUGCAGUUCGCGAUUCUAAAGCAUCAAUCGAUCACAUCAGAUUGAUAGAUCCCAAAGGCGAGAUCGUGCAGCCGAUUAUCACUCCGCGCUUCGCUCCUAGCUGUACUACUGAAGCACUUUCUGCACUAGGUGCCCUCCAUAGAGACACAGAUGCGCACAUUCAAACACACAUCUCUGAGAACAAAGGCGAGAUCGAGCUCGUGAAAGAGCUAUUCCCCCACAGUAAGAACUAUGCCGAUGUCUACGAUACCGCUGGUCUUCUCACCCCGAAAACGAUCCUCGCUCAUUGUGUGCAUCUCACCCCAGAGGAACGCAAGGUCAUACUCGCUCGGGAAAGCAAGAUUUCUCACUGCCCUGCCAGCAAUACUGCCAUUACAUCUGGAUGUGCUCCAAUUCGCUCAUUAUUAGCCGAGGGACAUACAAUUGGCCUGGGUACGGAUGUUUCUGGGGGGUUCUCUCCUUCUAUACUGGAAAAUUGCAGGCAAGCAAUUUGGGUAUCGCGGCAUUUGGCCAUGUCAGAGGGCGACAAUGUCAAGCUUUCCACCAACGAAGCCCUUUUCCUGGCUACCAGGGGUGGUGCAGAAGUAAUCGGACUUCAAGAUAAAGUGGGCGGGUUUGAAGUGGGCAAAGAGUGGGAUGCGCAAAUGAUUGACCUCGGCGAAGUGCCUGGCAGCGACGCUGAAGAGGCGUUUGAACGCGAUUUUAGUGAUGGACCUUGUGAUGUCUUCGGAUGGGAGAGCUGGCAGGAGAAAGUAGAGAAAUGGGUAUAUAGCGGAGAUGACAGGAACACAGUAGCGGUUUGGGUCAGAGGUCGGCUGGUUCAUAAGCACAAACGAUUCUCAACAUCAGCAAUGAUCAACUGAGGGGCAUGCUUCGGGCAUCAGUGGCACAAUUGUUCUUUAGAUUUGUAAAACGAGUUGAUUAGAAUCAGUAGAAGCGACUAAUAUAAAUCACUAGAU
Molecule: messenger RNA, 1956 nt
Organism: Aaosphaeria arxii CBS 175.79
Lineage: Eukaryota; Fungi; Ascomycota; Dothideomycetes; Pleosporales
Product: guanine deaminase
Exons: 1
Coding region: 436-1860 (474 amino acids)
Biological process (GO): guanine catabolic process
Cellular component (GO): cytosol
Molecular function (GO): guanine deaminase activity; zinc ion binding
Source: RefSeq, a predicted model, not a curated record